This is a messenger RNA of Onychostoma macrolepis, 2001 nucleotides long. It is a transcript of the gene yipf4, whose product is annotated as Yip1 domain family, member 4. The transcript is spliced from 6 exons. NCBI's taxonomy places the organism in Eukaryota, Metazoa, Chordata, Actinopteri, Cypriniformes, Cyprinidae. The record is from RefSeq and is a predicted model, not a curated record. Gene Ontology annotation, biological process: vesicle fusion with Golgi apparatus; endoplasmic reticulum to Golgi vesicle-mediated transport. The coding region runs from base 261 to 974 and encodes 237 amino acids. Gene Ontology annotation, cellular component: trans-Golgi network; membrane.
UGCAUUGAAUGUGUGUUGUCGGUGCUCUGUUCUGGCGCUGGGUGGAGCGCGUCCCUCCCCGUUCCGUUCUGCUCCAGGAUUUGACGUGUCGUCUGUGUUUUUUCUGCACUUCCUGCUUCCUCCAUGACUGUUUUGAGCCAGCAGUCCCGUCCGAAAGCAGAUCGGUAGGAAUCGUUAAACGUGGCAAUGGUGUGAAGGUGCGCGAUCGGCGGCGGUGUGUGUGAUUGUGAGUGAAGCCCGAGGUGUUAUCGCUGUCAGCCAUGCAGUUCUCUCCCACCAACGGAGAUUUUACCUUCGUCUCCUCGACGGACGCUGAAGAGCUCAGUGGCACCAUCGAUGCCCCGGAUAUCACAUUAAAUAUGGGCCCUGAUUCCACCAGGGAUGCCUACGCCACCACCUUCCUGAGACAGAGAGGCUACGGAUGGCUGCUGGAGGUGGAGGAAGAGGAUUCCGAGGACACUAAACCGCUCCUGGAGGAGUUGGACAUUGAUUUAAAGGACAUCUACUACAAGAUCAGGUGCGUGUUGAUGCCCAUGCCCUCGCUGGGUUUUAAUAGACAGGUGGUGAGGGACAAUCCUGAUUUCUGGGGCCCGCUGGCUGUUGUCCUGCUCUUCUCCAUGAUCUCCAUCUACGGACAGUUUAGGGUUGUUUCAUGGAUUAUUACGAUCUGGAUAUUUGGAUCACUGACUAUUUUCCUUCUUGCAAGAGUGCUGGGUGGAGAGGUGUCUUAUGGGCAAGUGCUUGGGGUUAUUGGCUAUUCUUUGCUCCCGCUCAUUGUAAUAGCUCCACUUCUCCUGGUCAUUGGGGGUUUUGAAGUUGUCUCUACACUCAUAAAGCUUUUUGGAGUAUUUUGGGCUGCGUACAGUGCUGCCUCUUUACUCGUCGGUGAUGAAUUCAAAACGAAGAAACCCCUUCUCAUAUAUCCCAUCUUUCUUUUGUACAUCUACUUCCUGUCUCUGUAUACUGGAGUCUGAAUUGACCACAGGCUUUGAUUAGCUCGUUGCUUGGACAUUGACAAAGAGCACUGUGGAGAGCUACACAGCAGGGAUGUUCCAUGAAGACCAAGAAGGAAUUUGCUUUUUCUUUCUUUUAUUUUACCCUGUUUAUAAUCCUAUAUGCUUUGGGGAAUGAGGUGUACAGACAUUAGUGUAUUUAACUGCUUCCAUUUAUUUUGUACACAAUAAAAAGCUGCAUCUUUUACUGUGGAAGCCCUGUUUGCAGAGACCACUCUGCCACCGAAAUCUGGAGCCCUGGUAUUACAUGGUCUUUACAAACCCCGAAAGGAAAAAAAGAGAACUUUAUAUUGUAAAAGACUAUGGAAAGCAUGAUAGUCAUGUAACAGAAAUUAUGUGUCACCACACAUGAUGGUGAAAACUUUUUUGAGUCAACCAGCUGAUGGUAGACAGAUUUUGUUGUUGUUGUUGUUGUUGUAGACCUGGGGUGCCCAAUCCUGCUCCUGGCGAUCGACUGUCCUGCAAAGUUCAGCUCCAACUCUAAUCAAACAUACCUGAAGCAACUAAUUAAGGUCUUCAGGAUUGCUUGAAAAUUAAAGGCAGGUGUGUUUGAUUAGAGUUGGAGCUGAACUUUGCGGGACAGUUGAUCGCCAGGAGCCGGUUUGGGCACCCCUGUUGUAGACUGAUCCAAUACAUUCACAGAAUUCUUGAUCUUAUCAGUUUUAAUUUUUAAUUUAUGAGUUCUACAUGGAAAAAGAGAGUAUGCAGGCAGAACAGCUUAGAUUAAAAAGGUCUGCUUUGUAUGGGUGCCUUGAAUUGGUCGUUUUAUAUGGCUGUGGUGUAUUUUAUUUAUGUAAAUGUAGCCAAAAAGGAAAGGAAUUUUUAUUUGUAGAACAUGCAAUUGAAAACAACUUUCUACCUGGUGAUGUGUACACUGCAGACAUAUGUUACCAUAUUAGUUGAGCUAAAACAAUUGAGUCUGAAAAUUGUUAUAUUCAUGAAUCAAAUUAAAAUCUAUUGACACUGUAAUUAAACUUUUUGUUGUGAA